GUGCGUUGACAUAACCUCAAAAAAUGGUUUGUUUUGAAAUCACACAUGCACUAUCAACAUUUGUUCUGUACGAUAAAAGUAAAACAAGUUCACAAUGGGAGAAACGAAGAAAGGAAGCGAAUUGAUUUGUGUUCCAGGGCAGCGGCUAUGUUUAUCAGAUGAAAAUACCGUAUCAGGUGAAGGCACCUAUGAAAGACUUGGUUACAUAUACUCACUUUUGGCCGGUGUCGUGAACAUUUCGCAGAAAGACAAAUCAAAAAUUAUUGAAGUGAAAACGCUUGGGAAUCAAACAAUUGUACCAGUAGCUGGUGAUGUGGUGACUGCUCGCGUCAAUGUGAUAAAUCAACGAUUUGCGAAAUGUUCGAUCAUUUGCAUAGGCGAUGUAACACUGAAACGUGUUUACCGUGGACUCUUGCGCAAAGAAGAUGUUCGAGCCGAACGAAAGGAUGAGGUUGACAUGUACAAAUCAUUUCGACCAGGCGACAUUAUACUAGCUAGAAUCUUGCCACAAAAUGAAUUGCAUUGCUAUCAAUUGAGUACAGCUGAAAAUGAAUUGGGUGUCGUCGUUGCACAUGCCGCUGAAUCUGGCCCUCAAACUGUUCCGAUGGUGCCUGUAUCAUGGUCCGAGAUGCAGUGCCCAAAUACAUUAGUAAAAGAAUUCCGAAAAGUUGCAAAAAUCGUUCCAGAGAGCGCCGUACAAGAAGCAACUAACAACAAAAUGACCGAUUAACUUUGCUUUGAAUCAAAAAUCGUUUCGAUUAGUUUUUAAAUUGCGUGUUUUAUUGAGGAAAAAUUGUAGAGCUACUUAAGUUCAGUAAAAUUUUAAAUUUAUUUCAAUAAAAAUAAGGACAGCAGAAAUCAUAUCGGCUGGAAAGAAAGACCAAACGAAGUAGACAAAUUAUACAUUCAUAUAUUUGUAAAUAAUCACAAAAACAUGGAAUAAUUUUAAUAGUUCGUUGUGAUGAUUUAUUCCGUAGAGCAGAAUGAAUGUACACGUAUGACUUUGCCCAGUUUUUUUUUUUCUUCAAUCAAAUGGAUCCAUUCUUGCAGAGUAUGAGGUACAGAGUCCGGAAAACCUGCGUUUUUUAAUAAAAAAAUGUAUAAAACUAA
Molecule: messenger RNA, 1110 nt
Organism: Contarinia nasturtii (swede midge)
Lineage: Eukaryota; Metazoa; Arthropoda; Insecta; Diptera; Cecidomyiidae
Gene: Csl4
Product: exosome complex component CSL4
Exons: 4
Coding region: 95-730 (211 amino acids)
Biological process (GO): RNA processing
Cellular component (GO): cytoplasm; nuclear exosome (RNase complex)
Molecular function (GO): RNA binding
Source: RefSeq, a predicted model, not a curated record